Messenger RNA from Photinus pyralis (common eastern firefly), 3051 nucleotides. RefSeq lists its product as uncharacterized. The coding region runs from base 137 to 1399 and encodes 420 amino acids. The transcript has 4 exons. The record is from RefSeq and is a predicted model, not a curated record. Lineage: Eukaryota; Metazoa; Arthropoda; Insecta; Coleoptera; Lampyridae.
UCCACCUCCAUCAAAGAAACCUUAUACGGAGUCAACACCUGUGUCAUUUUUGGUCGAAAAUGCCACAAAUUUGUUAGACACUUACGUAGAUUUGGACGCUGGCCCUUCUACCAAUACUUUACAUGACAUUAAUUCUAUGUCAACUGUAACAAACACCGAUCAAAGUGAUUGUGGAUUGAAUUCUUCCUUUUUAAAUUACUGCUCCAUUGAAACUGCAGUUGAAUUCAAUUUGCAAGAAGUCUUGAACGCAGACGUUUUAGGAAGAGCCAUAUUAAGUAAAUAUAAUUCAAAAUUUACCCUUGAUGGAAAAGAGAGGAACGUUCUCUGCGAGAUUAUUAUAUCUCACUUUUUAAAUAAAUCGUUUAAAUUGAAUAACGAAUCGUUAUCCAUUAUUGCAAAUAAAAUUGUUGCUCUUUUUCCGGCUUGUGAAAAGAGAGCCACUUAUUUUGUCAGCCCUAUUCCUAAAAAAAGAUCUGGUCGCAAUAAACCAGAAGUUGCAAAAGGCAAGCUUGUCGACAAGCAUAGAAAUAAAUUGACAGCACUCAGAAGAGCGCUCCAAUUUGACGUAAGUGUGGGAGAAAACAUUUCCGAUGAAAAUGAAGAACCCAACCAAAAUGCAAGAGACAGUCGACUGUGGUUACUAAACAACAAUGAACCUGUAGAAGAAGUACUCCAGCAUUGGCGCAAUUCCUAUUCAAUUCGGAAAAUUACAGUAAACAAGAACAAAACAAUUGAACAGUUCUACAAGGAGUGGCCCAUUCUUGAAACUCAAUUGGCGAUUGAACUGGUUACUUAUGACUUCAACAAAUUAUUUGAAAAGGAAGGUGCUACAGAUGAUACUUUCAAUUUCUUUUUCGAGAAGCUACUGGACAUUCGAAGAAAAAAUUUAUCUGCAGCAGACGAAAGCAUUCUUCAAUUAGUGGAAGGAGAUAUAACUACUGAUUCAAAGCGGGCAGUUCAGUUAUAUCUGCUACCAUCGUUAGUUCCACCAAGAGGUCGCAUAAAGGCGAAGGGGAAGCAAUGGAAGCCAUCCAUUACAGAGUGUAGAGAUGGAUUGUUUGUGCAUGUUAAAUUGCCUGGUGAUAUCGACAAGGCUAAACGCGAUAAGGUAGAUUUCAUGUACAAUAGGGGACAAACUGUACAACCCUAUGUUAUUUUAGUUGGCCCCAGUUUAAAUAAUGUGACUGGCUUCUAUGUUGUUAUAAACGACAAUUUAUAUAAAUGCAUUUCUGUAUUUGAUGCAUUAGACUUUUGUUUUAAAUCUCAUCAUAUAUUUGAUGCCAAGUAUUCUUUUGAAAGUCAUCAUAUUUGGUACCUAAUUCAGUGGCAGGUCUAUAAUUUGAAAACUAAAUCUGACUUGAAGAUUCCAUUUGUUCAAGAUUGCGUUUACAAUCAUUAGGUUGCCGUUUUAAAAUAAGCGUAGCUAUUGAUUUAAGCAUAUUUCUUUCCGACACCAUGGACACCUCUUUCAGUUGCUUCAGUUGUGGAAAAUUGUUAAACUCUAUUGAAAUGCUGCUUAAACACAUCAAAAUUAUACAUCCUUUUCUUGUAAAGUACAAAUGCAACCAAUCAGAUUGUUUUAGAUCAUUUCAUAAUUUAUCGACUUUACGAAAACAUUAUGUCUCUGAACACAAAGGGGCCAGCAAAUGUUCAAAACCAAUAUCUACUAGUAAUACAGGGCUAUCACAACAUGAUGAUUAUCAUGAUGACAAUUUCAAUAAUGGCAUCAGUACCAUCAUAGAUGGCGAAGACGAAGUGCAAACACCCAAAAAAUUGAACAUAAAGGAUGAAAUAGUUGCUUUCAUAUCAAAUUUGUAUAGUUUACCGUCUAUACCCAGAAAUCAAGUUCAAUUAAUAAUAAACAGGUUUGAUGAGUUGAUGUCAUCCGUGUGUAAUUACAUUUCAGAUAUUUUGUUGUUUGAAUUCCGAAUGUGAUAGUAUUAUAAACGUAUUGCACACGCUUUCAGAUGUGCAGACUAUGUUAGCCGAAUUUAAAUCUGAAUAUCGUUGUUUUAAGUAUUUUGAAGAAUGUGACAGCUUCAUACGGCCAGAAGUGUUUUCUGUUGGAGAACAUCCUGUAUUAAACAACAAAAGUACAACGCAACACCCAGUUCUGGCAUUGAAAAAAAUCGAAAUACAGAAAAUUCCUUUAAGGAGAGUUUUACAAAAAUUUUUGGAAUUACCAAAUGUUUAUAAUAUCCUACAACAAUAUUUACAAGAAGAAGAUUCAAAACCUUCAUCGGUUUUGUCUAAUGUCUUUCAAGGUUCUCUUUGGCAGAGUAUGAAGACGAAAUUUGGCAAUAGAACGGUUUUUCCUCUCUAUAUGUUUUUCGACGACUUUGAAUCAUGCAAUCCUUUUGGAAGUAAAGCUGGUAUACACAAAAUCGGGGCGGUAUACGUUUCGUUGGCUUGUAUACCACCAGAAUAUUCUUCCAUACUUGAAAACGUAUUUCUAGCUCAAUUGUUUUAUUCUAAGGAUAGAACGACAGUCGGAAAUGGAAAAAUUUUUUCUAAAUUAUUAGAAGAAUUCAAAUACUUAGAGGAAUAUGGAAUUGAAGUACAUAUUAGCUCAAAACGAUAUCGUAUUUAUUUUGUUCUUCUUUUAGUUUUGGGAGACAAUCUAGGUUUAAACUCAAUUUUAGGAUUCAAUGAAAGUUUUAAUGCGAAUUAUUUUUGUAGAAUAUGUAAAACUUCCAAAGAACUUUCUAAAAUUCAGAGUAUUGAAGAUUUUAACACUCUGCGCACAAUUAAUAAUUACGACGAGGAUUCUAGGAAUUUAAGUUUUGGAAUUAAACAGAUAUGUAUUUUUAAUGAUCUACGAUUCUUCCAUGUGGUUGAGAAUAUCUCCGUGGAUUUAAUGCAUGAUUUGCUAGAAGGAGUGUUAAGAUAUGAUAUGGCCCAUAUAUUAAAUAACUUAAUAUCUAAAAAAUUUGUCUCUCUUCCACUAGUAAAUAGUCGGAUUAAGUUUUUUAAAUUUUCGGAAGCAGAUAUUGGCAAUCCCAUACCUAUAAUAAAAAUUGAACACCUUCAAAAAAAUUACUUAACGUUAAG